CUCGGCCUCAUUGCGAACUCAACCCUUCUUUCUCUUCGUGGCGAACCAGCAAUUGCAGUUGCUGCUUCUUCUUCACUUCAAAGCUUCAAGCGUGUGGCCAUGGCUUCAACACCAGACAUCAGAGGGAUUCUCACCGCCUUCAAUCCUUCUCUCGACUUGUUCGCCGUCACCGCCGGCGACGGCCGCAUCAAGAUAUGGGAUACUCUGAAGGGUCAGCUCCAGAACGAGUUUGCAGAUAUCACUUCAACUCAUGCAGCUACUAUCGCCUUAAAGGGCCAUCUUUCUGUUGAUUACACUUGCAUCCACUGGUUUUCUUUUGAAAGAAAGAGGAAAAGGAAGCAUACUUCCUCAUUGUUGGUGCUUGGAACGGGUAGCGGUGAUGUUUUAGCACUCGAUGUAGCUGCUGGUCAAUUGGCUUGGAGAAUUGCUGACUGUCAUCCUGGAGGUGUGAGAGCCAUUUCAUCUUCGGCAAAUGGAUCGAGCAUUUAUACUGCUGGUGCAGAUGGAAUGGUGUGCGUGAUCGAUUUUAUGUCUGGAAAUCUGUUGGAGAAAUUUAAAGCAUCCACGAAGGCAGUAUCUUGCAUGUCUGUUUCUUCGGAUGGGAAGACGUUAGCUACUGCUUCAGCACAGUUGAAGAUUUUUAACUGUUCUAAUCACAAAAAGAUUCAAAAGCUAUCUGGUCAUCCUGGACCUGUCAGGUGUAUGGUCUUCACUGAAGAUGACAAGUAUAUCCUCUCAUCUGCUGUUGGUGAAAGAUAUGUUGCUGUUUGGAGGGUAGAUGGUGCUAAAAAGCAGUCAGCUAGUUGUGUUCUUGCAAUGGAGCACCCUGCUGUCUUUCUUGAUAGCAGGUGCAUUGAUAGAGGGGAAGACGAUGAGGCUGGCAUUUGUGUUUUGGCCAUCUCAGAAGUUGGUCUUUGUUAUUUAUGGUUUGGAAAUAGUAUUGAAGAAUUACGUGAUGCAAAGCCCACAAAAAUAUCAUUAUCUUUAGAAGACAUAUCCUCUAGAAAUUUCAAGGGAGCACUGCCUGCAAUAUAUGCUGCAAAAUUACAAGGCAUCCAAAAGCCGGCCUCUGGGCAGGUUUUUCUUGUACAUGGGUCGCUUGUAAAACCAUCUUUUCAAAAAAUUCUACUGCACUCCGGUACAGACAUAAAGCUGAAUGUCUCUCAUGAUGGUGUUCUUCUUCCAACGAGUCAAGUUCUUGCCAAAACUAAGAAGGGGACAGGUGUACAAAGAGUAACAGCGCUAGACCGUGCUAAUGCUGAGGAUGCUUUGCUUCCUAUUCCUAAGGUUUUCGAUUCUCAUGAGAAAGAGGAAGAAUUUCAAGAUUUUUUUGAGAAGGAUGUAAUACAUGAUUCGCUUAGAAGCAGUAAAGCUGACUUCCUUGAGAUAGAAGAUGAUAUGGUUCAAGAUGAGAUUGAUGUAACUUGCAUGGAGGACCGGAUGAGAUCACUAGGGAUGCUUAAAAGUGAAAGUGAUUGUGCAUCAAACUUUGAACUUUGUUCUUCAUUGUUGAAGGGUAUUGAUCUCGAAGCUACUCUUCCAAUGAAAAAGAUAAGAGCAGCUGUUUUGUCUAUGGUGCCAAGUGAAGUAUUCAAACUACUGGAAGUGUUGCUGGCUACAUGGCAAUCAAGGUCAUCUAGUGGAAAGUAUGUUCUUCCAUGGAUAUAUAGCAUAUUAGUAAAUCAUGGUCACAAUAUUAUUGCUCAGGAAUCUGGGCCACGUCUGCUUGAUUCCUUACACAAGAUUACAAAUUCUAGAGGGUGUGCGCUUCAGCCUUUAUUACAAUUAUCAGGUCGUCUGCAACUGGUGACAUCACAGAUUGACAAGGCUUCUCAGACAAUAAGUCAUUUGGUGCAUGAUCCCCAAACAGAAGAAAGUGGAGAUGAGGAUGAAUACUAUCGUGAGGAAGAAGAAGAUGCAUCUGAAAUAAGUAGCGAUGAUGAGGCUUGAAAGCUGGUCUGGUUUUUAAUGAGAGAUUAUGAGUUCCCAGUAGUACCUCUUGCGGCUGACAAAGAUUUAGAGGAAUAUAGAUGCUGAAUUUUGACCAGGUUUAUGUUUGCAAUUUUGUAGCUUUAUAGAUAGUAGUGCUUUCUCAUAGAAAGAAAUUUUGUUAUUCAAAUGUGUUGAAAAUGACAGUCCCUAAAUUAUGUAAUUUGAGAUUUAUACUGAUAAGUAAAAAUGCAUUAAUAUAGCCCAGGCAUUCGGGCAUAUUUGCUAUGUUUGAAUGCCUGCUCAACUAUCAUUUUGGUCA
Molecule: messenger RNA, 2251 nt
Organism: Lotus japonicus
Lineage: Eukaryota; Viridiplantae; Streptophyta; Magnoliopsida; Fabales; Fabaceae
Exons: 13
Coding region: 100-1950 (616 amino acids)
Molecular function (GO): protein binding
Source: RefSeq, a predicted model, not a curated record